AUAAAGGCGGAGCCACGAUGCGUCACCUCAGCUAAACUUUGAACGGCGAUUUGUUUCAAAACGUUCUUUAACUAUAAGAACAUCGACUAUUUUUUGUGAUAUAACUUCAGUCGUAAUUUUAUUUUUAAAUGUUACGUGAUUACACAGUAAAUCGAGUGGACUUUCGAGCGAAGAACCAUUUUGUUUUGGCUGUUGGCUAGCUAGCUUGUAUGCUAUGUACGUAUCCUGUGUACUAGUAGCUUGUAAUGUCUUCAUACCGUGCACUAUUCGCUAGCUUGUAUGCUUUCUACUUUGUGCCUGCGGGCGCGAAUUUUGACAGCACUUUCACCAGUCCAGCACUGUCAUUGCGCGCUUACUGUAAAUGACGAACGCGUCAUCUGUUUAGUCACGUCCCCCCUUUUCCACUCCGUCGCCAAGAUGGCGCCGCUGUCACCAUUUGGGGGCAUGUUGAGUGCAACAUCCGGGUACUGUGUGCCGUACUUGUCAAGCGAAUGCAGCCAUUUGGGCGUGUUUAGUGCAACAUCCGGUUGAACUGACUUAGGUACUCAAUAUGCUAGGUGCUCUAACUCUUAACCGGAAGUCGUCGACGAGAGUGGAACAACACGACCAAACUUUGUUGCCCUACACCACACUACAGCAACAGCAAGAUGGCGCCCAGAGUGGAUGACGUCAUGCGCCUGUGCUGCGAGAUUUCGGCACAGGAGGAGAUCAAAGUGGCGGUGAAAGGCUCGGCCAAAGGAGCCAUGGUUGCAGGGGGAAGUGCGUUUCUCGGCGGCAUGCUGGGCGGACCUCCCGGCAUCGCUGUUGGUGGCGUGGUAGGCAGCCUGCUGGGCAGCUGGCUGACCAGCGGCCAGUUCCGGCCCCUUCCUCAGGUCCUGAUGGAGCUGCCCCCCGCCCAGCAGAGGAAGCUGUCCGAGGACGUGGCGGCCGUCCUGUGGGGUCUGGACUGGACAGAUGCGGCCCAGCUGGUGGCCCUGGUGAUGGGCAGCGCCACGUUGCAGCAGCAGGUCACGGCCGCCCUGCUGAACUACAUCACCAAGGAACUCAGAGCGGAGGUUCGAUAUAGAGACUGACACAGGACGAUGGGAGUGCUAAAAGUUUGAUUUUUUUUAAAACUUUUUUUUUGUCUCUUGAGUGUCAAAGAACCGCGACAUUGUGAAUGUGACUACUAAUAUUGUGCCUUUUUAUUAUGUAUAAGAAUAUUUUUAAAUCAAUCAUGAAUAAAAAGCACUGAUUUGCACUAACCUUUAUGAAAUAGACGGCAAGGACCUGAU
Molecule: messenger RNA, 1274 nt
Organism: Doryrhamphus excisus (bluestripe pipefish)
Lineage: Eukaryota; Metazoa; Chordata; Actinopteri; Syngnathiformes; Syngnathidae
Product: protein C19orf12 homolog
Source: RefSeq, a predicted model, not a curated record